Messenger RNA from Nannizzia gypsea CBS 118893, 339 nucleotides. RefSeq lists its product as hypothetical. NCBI's taxonomy places the organism in Eukaryota, Fungi, Ascomycota, Eurotiomycetes, Onygenales, Arthrodermataceae. The record is from RefSeq and is a predicted model, not a curated record. The transcript is spliced from 5 exons. The coding region runs from base 1 to 339 and encodes 112 amino acids.
AUGAACCACGAACCGGCUGAGGCUGUCAGAGCCUUUGCCCUGAACUAUAUGGUUGCUGGCGAUAUAUACUCCGUAGGUAACUUCACAUACUAUGAAUUCUUGACUUUCCGAGAUUUGGCCCAGCUGGCGGAGAAAAGAUCCCUCCCCCAUUUCACUUCGAAGCUGGGCUUAGCGCAUGCUAUCGUCAUCGAUACGAGGUUGAGCACGAAGUGCAGUAUCCAACCAAACAGCCGUACCAGCCGCUUCUCUUUUGCCAAAAGUGUGAUCCAAUUGCUGCUGAGGGUUGAGGUUGAGGUUGAGGUUGAGGUUGUUGUCUUUGUGAUAUAUCGUUGCCAUUAA